CGGCGCGUGCCCCCUCCCCGCACCCCGCCAGCUGCGAGUCUUGGCUCCCGGACUGGUCACGGUGAAGAAAUCGCGCCCCCUCGCCGCCCCCGGCCGGGGGUUUGGGGGUCCGGGCUCAGAGCUGAUGCGGCCUGAAGUCGCCUCGGUACCCCCCAGCCCAGGAGCGCGCGCAGCUGGUGUGUGGGAGGCCUCCUGUGAGCCACCAGUUUUCCCCUGCCUUCUGAGACAUCCUUCCGGCCCCUGUCAAGGAUUUGGGGAUGCCAGGAGGAAAGAAGGUGAUCGGGGGCGGUGCUGCCCCCGCCACUGCCUCUGCUGCCUCCCCUGGGGCCAGGCGUUUGGAGACCAGCGAAGGGGCAUCAGCCCAGAGAGAUGAUGAGCCAGAGGAGGAAGGGGAAGAGGACCUGCGAGAUGGAGGUGUCCCCUUCUAUGUCAACCGGGGUGGACUGCCUGUGGACGAGGCCACCUGGGAAAGGAUGUGGAAGCACGUGGCCAAGAUCCAUCCCGAUGGAGAAAAGGUGGCCCAGCGGAUCCGUGGGGCCAUGGACCUGCCCAAGAUUCCCGUACCGACUGUGCCUACGUUCCCACCCUCCACGCCGGUCCCUGAGCGCCUGGAAGCCGUGCAGCGCUACAUCAGGGAGCUGCAGUACAAUCACACAGGGACCCAGUUCUUUGAAAUCAAGAAGAGCAGACCCCUCACAGGGCUGAUGGACCUGGCCAAGGAAAUGACCAAAGAGGCUCUGCCAAUCAAAUGCCUGGAAGCCGUGAUCCUGGGAAUUUACCUCACCAACAGCAUGCCCACCCUGGAACGCUUCCCCAUCAGCUUCAAGAGCUACUUCUCAGGGAACUACUUCCGCCACAUCGUGCUGGGGGUGAACUUCGGGGGCCGCUACGGGGCCCUGGGCAUGAGCCGGCGCGAGGACCUGAUGUACAAGCCGCCCGCCUUCCGCACGCUCAGCGACCUCGUGCUGGACUACGAGGCUGCCUACGGCCGCUGCUGGCACGUGCUGAAGAAGGUGAAGCUGGGCCAGUGCGUGUCCCACGACCCGCACAGCGUGGAGCAGAUCGAGUGGAAGCACUCGGUCCUGGACGUGGACAGGCUGGGCCGCGAGGACUUCCGCAAGGAGCUGGAGCGGCACGCCCGCGACAUGCGGCUCAAGAUUGGCAAAGGGACCGGCCCUCCCUCCCCGACCAAGGACCGGAAGAAGGACGUGUCCUCCCCACAGCGGGGCCAGUCCAGCCCCCACCGCAGGAACAGCCGCAGCGAAAGGCGGCCUUCGGGUGAGAAGAAGCCUUCUGAGCCCAAAGCCAUGCCAGACCUCAAUGGGUACCAGAUCCGGGUGUGAAGUGGGUGGCAGCACCCGGCCCCGCCCACUCUGGGGGGCCAGGAUCGCCUGCCAGAACCAGCCUGGCUCCUGGGGAAGGUGAGCGGCGGCAGGAAGAAUGUGUUCCAGCUCAGCCACCCAGGCUGCUGCCCCUCCCACGGACGGGGCCAAGCUCCCAACUUUGGGCUGAGAGGCAGUUAGUGUUUUACUUGGAGUUUUUAACUUGACACUACAGUUUACGGUAUUUGGGAAGAACUAAAAAUGUGAUGGACCUGCCGACGGCUGGCAGGCCUGUGCUUGGGAGAACUAAUUGCCAUGUGGCUGAGUGAGGGGGCGUUGCUGGCUCUGCCAGUUCCCCUGCCCCUGGCGACUCUGGGAUGUGGGUCCAUCCCAUGUAGGGGAAAUCUCCGAGCCCACAAGGCCUGUGGCAGGACGGCAGAGGGUGGAGGUGUUUCUCCACGUCCGCCUGCCCUGGCGGCAUCUUGACACAGGGAAAAGGAAGCAGGGUAGGAAACAUCCUGGGAGAGGUCUGUGCCCAUCUCAGGAGCUUGACACAGUGACAUCUCCCCAAGGGCGCGAGUCCACAGCCCAGGAGAGCCUUCAUGACCUUGCAGCCCCGCAGACAGACUGUGCUCUGAGGACUGACCACUGGCACGCCCCCUGCUGGAGGGCUGAGGGAGAGCCCACGAGAGAACCACUGGGGGAAGAGUUUCCGAGCCCCUUCCCCCUCUUACUUAGCCCAGAUCUGCCUCUUGCUGAAGUUGGGCUCCCUGCAGAGGUCUGGGCAGUGCCGAGGGCCCAGAUUUGCACUGGGCUCAGCAUGACUGUGGGGACUGAACAGAGCGGGCGGGCCCAGGAGCUGUGGCUGGGGACAUACACUCAGCCCUGGGUCUGUCCCCUUUCCUCC
This is a messenger RNA of Eptesicus fuscus (big brown bat), 2229 nucleotides long. It is a transcript of the gene VASH1, whose product is annotated as vasohibin 1. The transcript is spliced from 8 exons. Gene Ontology annotation, biological process: regulation of angiogenesis. Gene Ontology annotation, cellular component: cytoplasm. The record is from RefSeq and is a predicted model, not a curated record. Lineage: Eukaryota; Metazoa; Chordata; Mammalia; Chiroptera; Vespertilionidae. The coding region runs from base 258 to 1343 and encodes 361 amino acids.